AUGGCCCUCACACGCGGCUCCACCGGCCACGCUGCCCCGCGCAAAGCCUACGUCCCCGCCCCUUCCACCGCCGGUACCAAAACCACCAAGACAAAGACCAAGACCAAGACAACCACUAAGAAACCAGCUUCAGGCUCCGGUGGGGUCGCCAAACCGAAAGCAAAUACUUCCAAGCCUCGCGCAAAGGCCACGACAGGUGGACGCGUCGCUAAGGCACCUGCGACAAAGAACAAGCGGACCCCGACCGCGAAGGACAAGGUGAAGGGCACGGUCAAGAAGGCGGUGGGCAAGGCUGAGAAGAAACCGGGGAAGAAGGGCGCAGGGACCAAAGAAAUCAAAGGGACGGAUGGCAAGGGCGCUAAGCGUGCAUAG
Messenger RNA from Bacidia gigantensis, 372 nucleotides. RefSeq lists its product as uncharacterized. Lineage: Eukaryota; Fungi; Ascomycota; Lecanoromycetes; Lecanorales; Ramalinaceae. The coding region runs from base 1 to 372 and encodes 123 amino acids. The record is from RefSeq and is a predicted model, not a curated record. The transcript has 2 exons.